AUGAGCUCUGUCAACGAGGCCUCGUCGCUUUUUGGCGGCGCGGAUAACGGCGGCUCGGACCCGUUCGACAGCAUCGGCGGCACUCCCUCUCUCGACGCGCACCCUGCCGCCCAGGAUCCCAUCUCGGACUUGUUUGGAAACGAUACGGACUCUGGGUCGCACGACGCGUUUGCGAAUAUCAACAGCGAGCCUGCUGCUCCUGCGCAGAAUCAUUACGCGCCGCCUACGCAACCGAGUACCCAGAACGGUUACUCGGCACCUGCUGCUCAGCAGCACGCGUACGCUCCACCUGCGGCGCCGUCGUAUGCCCCGCCAGCUGCACCUAGCUACGCGCCGCCCUCGACAUACGGCCAACCGGCGUACUCGUCGCCCUACAGCCCACCUUCACAGCUGUACAAUGCUCCCACGCAAACGUACGGAACUCCCUCUCAAGCAUACGGAGCUCCGGCUCAGGCAUACGGUUCACCGGCUUAUGGAACUGUACCAGUACCAGUUCCCGCCACUCCGUCGGUCGACCCCAAGGCGAGCGUGGAUAGCUUCAGGCCCAAGACGAUGGGCGCGUAUGAUCCACCCAUUCCGGCCGCCAAGAAGAAGUCCCACGCACAUCGUCCUCCAAGUGCAGCACCGCCGAGCGUGUACGGCCAAUCACCAGUGACCCCGUAUGGUCAACCCAACGCGUACGGACAGCCGCCUGCGAACGCGUACGGGCAGCCACCACAGCAGCAGCCAACCGGUGCGACGGGCUUGCCUCCGCCACCUCGUUCGGGAAGUGCUGCCCCUGCACCCCCGCCCAGAGCAGGUAGCGCUGCUGGCUAUGCGCCGCCUCCACGUUCUGGUAGUGCGGCGGGAUACGCUCCGCCUUCGCGCACAGGGAGUGCGGCUGGCUACGCGCCGUCACCUCCACGCAGCGCGUUCUCACCGCCGCCACCUGCGCAUGCGCCGCCAAAGAGGCAGCCUAGUGCGCCCCCGCAAGCACCGUAUACGCCUCCACCGCCGCCUCCGGGAAGUAUGCCGCCCUCUACACAUCAACCUCCGCACUCUCCGCCACAGGCACAGGCGCCAUACAGCCCACCGAGUCAGGUCUAUUCACCACCGCCGACGAACAACCAGGUUCACUCUCCGCCUACGCAGGCUCCGCCGAGUUAUCUGUCAAGCCCGCCUCCACCUGUGCAACGUAUGGCAUCUCCCUACGACCCGCCAUCUCUUUCGCACCCGCCGCCAAAGGCCCCACCGCCUAUCGUGAACGGUGUACACGCUCCACCGCCUCCACCGGCGGCAGCUGCGUCGCCUCUCACGGGGACGGUAUAUGCUGACCACCCCAACCUUGACUUCAUGGAGGGCGGAGGUAGCAAUGAGGACUUCUUGACGAAUAUUGAGGAGUCUGGAGAGCCAAUGGGCGAGGACCUUGAAGGAGGAGCUACUGUCGAUCCGGAAGGUGGCGCGGACGCCGGUCCAGACACAGAGGGCCUUGAUCCUGAAGGCGGCGCGCACGUUGAUGUCGAAGGCACAUCCCCUGUCAUCACAAAUGCCCAUGACCAGGUCAACACUGAGGACGGGACAUCCGUUGAUCCUACGGAUGAUACCUCUCACGAUACCGGGUUAGGCGCUUCAGGGGGUAUUGCAGAAAGCCCGUCUCUAUCUGAGAGCGGCGUUGACUUCGAGGGCGGCGCGGCGUAUGACCCUGAAGGUGGUGGUGCCAACGAGGACCCAGAGGCAGUAGACUACUUCGCCGGCGUAGGAGACGACACCGUAACAGACCACGAUACGCCUCCUGCUGUAGCGAGAUCGUAUGCGUCGCCACCAGCGUCAACUCCAAGCUCGUAUGCACCUCCGCCAGCACCCUCCGCAAACUCGUAUGCACCACCUCCCGCACCACCCUCCGGACAAUAUGCGCCUCCUCCUGCUCCGUCUACACAUGGGCGAAAUGGCUCUGAUGGCACAAGCUCGACGAAGACGUCUCCUACCGCGCCUCCUCGGCCACCGUCGUCAGCAUAUGCCCCUCCCGCUCGUGCUCAGGACUCGCCAUACGCCCCUCCUCGCCGACUCACAACGGAUUCGCAUUAUGCGCCGCCUCCGUCCUCUACUGUCUAUUCUCCACCUGCGCCCUCAACUGCGUACACCCCGCCAACAUCGGCAUCGAAUGUAUACUCCCCGCCGCCACCGGCAUCUGUAUAUUCUCCACCGGCUACCCACGCGCCGCCUCCUGCUGGGAUGUACUCGCCGCCUGUGCCCGUACCGGGCACGUCAUCUGUCCGAAGCAGCCUGGAAGCGACGCGUCCUGGUACGGCGUCGUCAUAUGACCCUCCACCGGCCGCGCUGCAGCGUGCGAAAGCCCCUGCCGCUCGCGUUGCUUCACCCGCCGCCUCUAUCAAGUCGAACGUCUCGAGCCACGGUCAAUCAGCUUACGGCCCAUAUGGUGCACCGUAUACCGCCCCAUCAACGUCUGCUGUCGCACGCGAUCGCGCCGUGUCAAAUGGCUCAACAAGUUCGUCGGCAGCAUAUCCAUCCCUUCUGCCUUCCGUGCCUCCGCCUCUGUCAAUAGAGCCGACUCUCUCAACGAGCCAAAGUCAUGGGCAGACACUCUCGUACUCCGCACCGGCGCAGUAUGCACCAUCUCCGUCCUUGCUGGGUACGAACGAUAUGCUGCAGCGUACCGCCCGUCGUGCACCUGUCAUCUCUUUCGGCUUUGGCGGCAAGCUCGUUACGUGCUUCCACGGCAGUGGUACAUUGAACACGGGCUUUGAUGUUGCUCUUGCUGCGCGCCAGACAACAGCCGUCAGUGUACGUUCACUGCACAAACUCGCACCACCCUCCGCACUCGGCUCUGAAGGCGGCACGGCAGAGUUCCCUGGACCUUUGCUUGGUGAUCCCGGUAGUCCUACUACAGGCGUUGGUGUCGGCGUCAAUCUUGUAAGAGGAGGCGCAAGUGUCCAGGUCAAGAAUAAUAGGGCGAAGGUGACGAAGUACUUGGACGAGCGAGCAGAGGAGAUGAGCAGGGGUGUCGCCUAUAUCAGCGAUGAUAAGGAGAGGAGACAGGCGGAGGCUAGGCUCGUGCUCGUGAGGUUGUUGAAGGUCAUGGUGGACAACGACGGGGCAUUAUCCGGAAGCCCGAAGAUCGACGCUGCAGUACGCGCAGCACUUGUUCCACAUCUAGCGGAGGAGAUCGACGGUUCCGGCACUUUGAGCGCGUUACCCUCCGGUACGGACCUCGCCUUGGGUACACUGUCAAGCGCAUCGACGCUCGCGGACGACAUCCUGGCGUCAAGCACCACGCGGGGAUCAGCUCUCUCCCGUAUCGAGACAGCGCUGGUUCGGGGCGACCGUCAGGCCGCCGUUGCGACUGCACUCGACGAGCGGCUCUGGGCGCACGCGAUGGUCAUCUCGAGCAGCAUCGGCAAGGAUGCGUGGAAGAACGUUGUCAACGAGUUCCUCCGCGCUGAGCUCGGUGGCGAAGGUCGUGAGGGCAUGCGCCUCGCGUACAGUUUGUACGCUGGCGGCGGGGCCAAAUGCGUGCAAGCGCUCGCGCCGCCCGCGAAGCUUGGUCAGGGCGCUAUUCCUGCUCCCACGGCUCUUGCGGGCGCUAUUCCGCCCGAAGCGCUGGCGAAGUGGCCGGAAACGAUUGCCAUGAUCUUGCCAGGGCCGAGUCCUGCGGAGUGUUCGGCUGCGCUCAUGUCCUUUGGAGAGACGCUUGCGGCGAAUGGGUAUCCUGAAGCCGCUCAUGUCUGCUACCUGCUUGUGCCAUCGUCGCCGGUCAUCCAGAGCCUUGGCGCUGCCUCAGCGCGCGUUGUCUUGCUCGGCGCGAAGAGCCCGCUAUCUGUGCCCAACUUCCACACCGAGCACGACCCUAUCGUGUUCUCCGAGAUCGCGGAGUUCGCGGCGUCGCUCGUCCCUCCACCGGCCAAGGGUCAGGAGUCGUUCACUGGAUCUGCACAUCUACAAGCGUACAAGCUUGUUCGCGCGGCGCACCUCGCUGAACUCGGACACAUGGCCGCCGCUCAACGGUAUUGCGAUGCUAUCGCUGCGUCUCUCGCACGCCUGCCUCCGCCAGCGCAACAACAGCUUACGCAAGCGUUCGUCGAACAGCUGAAGGAGCUGACAACGCGUAUGGCGGCCGCACCUGUACUCGACAAAGCCGGCUCGUGGAUCGGCGGAAAGGUUGGCGUUUCUGUAGGCCGGCCAAGCCUCGACAGUAUCGGAAACUGGUUUGAGGACCGUUUGACGAAGUUCAUCGCUGGCGAGGGCGAGAACGAAAGCGCUGCGCCUGCUGCUGCACCGCCCGUUCCCGGACCGUACGGGCCCUUCGCGCACUACAGCACCAUCUCGUCCGCCUCGAGCUCGAAGCCGCCCAGUCCGGCGCCUACUGGCUUGAAUCCGCACGUGCGACCUGGAUCAAGCGCUUCGAUGCGCGUCCCGGGUCUCCCGCCACCGCCGGGUAUUCACAUCGACCGCGCGUCGAGUGCGAUGGAGAACCGUCGCGCAGGGUCGCCUGUACCCAUGCAAGUGCCCCGAACAGCGAACGCCGCUACGACGAGCUUUGCUCAGAGCCCGUCGUACUAUGGCAGUCACGGCCGGCUGAACGGAUUGCAGCCUGUGUCCAGUGUGCCGGAGGGCGACGGAGAGCAGACGGCUGUUGCUACUAAUGGCGGAGGGUGGUGGGACUCGGCAUACGGCUCAACCCCAAGAGCGGCAUCGUUCGCGCAAGAUGACACCGAUCCCAGUAAUGCGGAAGGCGGCCAGUUCCUUAGCCUCAUGGAGACGCCGCAGUUCGGUAACACACCUGCGGGGACGCCUUCUGUGGGUGCGCGGACAUUACCGAAGGACGACUUCGACGAUGACGACGACCUCGGACUCAGCACUGCGGCUUCCCGGAAGAAGAAAGCGGAGUCUGACGCGGGCGCUGGGGACGCGAAGGCGAAGGAGCCGGCAACAAGACCUGACCCAACGCCUAAACAGACUGGCAAGGACUCUGGUCCUCCGGCCGGAGGGUCUUCCUGGUUCGGCAAGUGGUGGGGCAAGCGCGAGAGUACGCCAGGCCCUAUCAAGGCAACGCUAGGCGAGGAGAGUAGCUUCUACUACGAUAAGGACCUGAAGAAGUGGGUCAACAAGAAGGCCGGAGCAGAAUCCUCCAAGCCCGCCACACCCUCACCGCCUCCAUCGCGCGUGCAGACGGCCUCGCCAGGACAUGCAGUGCCGCAUAAUGGCUCUGCGCUAGCGCCACCUUCGCGACCAGCUUCCGCGGUCGAUGUCACGUCGCCGCCGAAGCGGGCGCCGCCUCGUGGACGCUCAAAUCUGGCGCCCGUCGACACGGACCCAAACUUGCCGCUUCGUCCACCUUCUACUGUUCAACAGCCCAUGACGCCUCUAGGCAUGACACCGCCACCCACUCCCGGCGCACGUCCGAAGAGCUCGGCUGCGAAGAGGAAUAUACGCAGUCGCUAUGUCGACGUGUUCCAGCAGGAGGGCUCGCAAUAG
Molecule: messenger RNA, 5472 nt
Organism: Peniophora sp. CBMAI 1063
Lineage: Eukaryota; Fungi; Basidiomycota; Agaricomycetes; Russulales; Peniophoraceae
Source: the annotation of a GenBank genome assembly